UGCGCCUCUAAACUGGUUUGUCAGCCACCAAUAGACACCAACGAAGAAGAAGCAUUCAGCAUGAAAAGAAGUAGAGCAGCUUUUAGAUCAGAUGUCUUGUGACCUGCUGAUGAGGAAGCAGACAGCUCUACUGGGUUGGCAGCGUCCAUCAUAGUAGUCAGAGAUGGCUGGUCUGGGGUCGGUGAAGAGAUGGCUCCCUGCUCAGCUGCUGCUCCUGUUGGCGCUGACCAACAUCUCUGAGUCUAGAGUGAAUUUCUUUGCUCCAGAUAUUGUCACGCUUCAGGAAAACUCUGAAGCCAACAUCACCAUUACUUCCAGUUCCCCUCUCAACCAGUCCGCCUUGAUUCAGUUAAAUGUAACCUUCAGCUCCAAGUCCAACUCCUCAUCUGUCCUCACAGUGCCUGAGCAGGUGUUGCUGCCAGCGGAGGCGACCUCAGUCAGCUUCAAUGCGACCGCCCAUCAUGUCGGUCAGGUGACCACAUACCUGUUUAGCAACAACACAGACCUCAACAGUUCGUACGUCAGGAUCCACUUUACGGUCAUCCAUAGCAACGUCCUGUCAGUGAUCAGUCAGGUGAUUGGCUGGAUUUACUUUCUGGCCUGGUCAGUGUCCUUCUAUCCACAAGCCUGGGAGAACUGUAGGAGGAAAAGCGUUGUAGGUCUCAACUUUGACUUCCUGGCCCUCAACCUGACUGGCUUCAUCGCUUACAGUGUCUUCAAUAUAGGACUGUUCUGGGUGCCUUAUAUAAAGGAGGAGUUUCUGAUGAAGAACCCAAAUGGUCUUAACCCCGUCAGCGCUAAUGAUGUCUUCUUCAGUCUCCAUGCUGUCCUGCUCUGUUUGGUCUACAUCAGCCAGGCUGCUGUGUAUGAGAGGGGGGGUCAAAAGGUCUCCUGUACGGCCUGGUUGUUGUUGGCGAUCGGCUGGACAUUUGCCUUGGUCAGCUUGUUUCUUGCUGUAGCCAAACAGAUCUCCUGGUUGGAUUACCUCUACUAUUUCUCCUACAUUAAACUGGCGGUCACUCUGAUCAAAUAUGUGCCACAGGCGUUCAUGAACUACAAAAACCAGAGCACCGAAGGCUGGAGUAUUGGCAACGUGCUGCUGGACUUCACUGGAGGAACCCUCAGUAUUCUACAGAUGAUCUUACAGUCCUACAACAAUGACGAGUGGACGCUGAUAUUUGGUGACCCUACGAAGUUUGGUCUGGGUCUGUUCUCUGUGGUGUUUGACAUCCUCUUCAUGACUCAGCACUACUGCCUCUACAGACAGCCACGACAGUACGAAGCUGUUGCAGAGCAAGAAGAGGACUGAUGUUGACUGUGGAUAGACUUUUUCUAAAAACACAUAAUCACAAGGGAGCACCAGUCCAAAAUAAAUGAUUCGACCUGCUCUAGAGAAUUCCUGCUGGUUGUCAUCUCUGACUCCCAUCAUGAUAUGUUGAGUUCUCUCGGGCAGGUUUUACACACGUUGUCUGAUUUGUAUCUGGCUGCUCUGAGCUUAGUGUGCCGCUUUCUAAAAUAUCACAGGAUCAGCACUUGUCUUUUUUUACCACUGUAUGAAAAUGGUUGACCAACGGUGUACGAAAAACUAAUGAUGACAAUGUACACACUUGUUUUUAUUAAAUGCAAUAUCACAACUGAAA
This is a messenger RNA of Sebastes umbrosus (honeycomb rockfish), 1640 nucleotides long. It is a transcript of the gene ctns, whose product is annotated as cystinosin, lysosomal cystine transporter. Gene Ontology annotation, cellular component: lysosomal membrane. The transcript is spliced from 11 exons. The record is from RefSeq and is a predicted model, not a curated record. The coding region runs from base 164 to 1309 and encodes 381 amino acids. Gene Ontology annotation, biological process: L-cystine transport. Gene Ontology annotation, molecular function: L-cystine transmembrane transporter activity. NCBI's taxonomy places the organism in Eukaryota, Metazoa, Chordata, Actinopteri, Perciformes, Sebastidae.